This is a messenger RNA of Phlebotomus papatasi, 2818 nucleotides long. It is a transcript of the gene Lgr3, whose product is annotated as relaxin receptor 1. The record is from RefSeq and is a predicted model, not a curated record. Bases 326 to 2584 code for a protein of 752 amino acids. Gene Ontology annotation, cellular component: membrane. Gene Ontology annotation, biological process: G protein-coupled receptor signaling pathway. Gene Ontology annotation, molecular function: G protein-coupled receptor activity; protein binding. The transcript is spliced from 15 exons. Lineage: Eukaryota; Metazoa; Arthropoda; Insecta; Diptera; Psychodidae.
CCUGUUAAAUCCAUCUUAAAUUCACUAGAAUUUGUAAACUUAAAGCAAAAAGGACAUUAUUUAAAAGUGAAAAUCUAUCGUGCGUGAGUAAUGAUAGUGAUUUCCGUGACUAUAUCCGCUGCUGCAGAUGUUUAGUGCUGACAGUGGAUAAUUCUAUGAAUAAUGAUGUGGAUUUAAAUGCGAGGACAUGAUUUAGGAUCACCACAGCAUCUCCGCAUUUCCCAGAAAUCCCUCAUAUAAAACCUCUACCUGGUGUGCCAGGUGUAUGAAAUGACACUGAGAAGGAGUUAAGAGAGAGAGUCCUGUUUUCUAUCCCAUCAGCAUCAUGUCUUUCCGCCGCAGCAUCAUUGUCGGCGGAAUUCUCAUAAUUCUCCUGAUCCUUCUCUCUACAAUCACAUUUUAUUUAAGCUUGGGACCCUGCCCUCGAGGAUCUUUUGCCUGCGACAACGGAACUGUUUGUGUACCCCAGAGGGCAAUUUGUGACAAUCACGGUGACUGCAAGGAUGAGGAUGACGAGGAUCCAGUCAUGUGUGGUAUGUUUUAUGGGAGUACCAGCGUCCUUCACAAUUUAAUGCAGAGUGUGCGCAACAAAAACGGAACAGUACUUGAGACUAACAACCGAACUUGCGAGCGGGAACUUGAGAGAUUGGCUAAAGCCAAGAGAUGUGGCUGUAUCUAUUCAUUGAUGUUCUUCUGCAAGAACCUCAGUCUCACUACCGUACCACAAAUCCGAUCCAAUAAGGUGACUCGCCUCUACUUGGCCUACAACAAAAUUAAACUUACCGGGCAGUCAUUCUCUGGCCUCAAUCUCGAAUUUUUAGAUCUAAAAUUCAACAACAUAUCUAAUAUUCCACCAGACACCUUCAAAGGACAAACGGAGCUCAUGAAACUAUUUUUAAGCAACAACGACAUUGUGGAAAUUACUCCGGGUACAUUUGACGGAUUGAAUAGUCUGAUAUGGCUUUUGCUGAGAUCCAAUAGAUUGAUGAAGUUUCCCCUGAUUGAAUUGAGCGACCUCCAGUCCCUGGAACUGCUGGAUUUGUCUCACAACAGACUCACCCUGGCUAAUGAUAAGUUUCCCAAAAUGAAUAGUACAUUGGAACUAGUGCUGGAUGGCAAUCUCAUUGAAGAGAUAGACGACAAACUCUUUGCUGGAUUGGGACGGUUGCAUCUCCUGAGCCUUCACAGCAACCGUAUCAGGAGCAUCCAUCCACAUGCAUUCAAGGAGUUGACUGACCUACGAGAAUUAGGGCUCUCCAACAAUCUCCUGCAUCACUUGCCAGACACGGUUUUAGCCUCGAUGUCAAUGCUGGAAGCACUGUACCUCCAGAACAACAACAUCUCAAUCACAAGGCCUCUUCUGAAUUUCACAAACCUCCUGUAUCUGAAUCUGGAUGGUAUUCCCAAUGAAAACAUAAAGUUUGAUGCUGUAUCGAGCUUAAUAACACUCAAAUCAAUUGUCUUCACAAAAUUUUACUACUGUGGAAAUGUUCCUCAUGUUAAGAACUGCAAACCAAACACAGAUGGUAUCUCCACUCUUGAGGAUCUCCUGUCAAAGCCAGUGCUGAGAUAUUCGGCCUGGUUGAUGGCUUUGGUAACUUGCAUGGGCAAUGGUUUGGUUCUCUGGGGCAGAUUUGCUCUCAGGGACGAGAAUAGGGCUGUCUCAAUGGUCAUACGAAACCUGGCUGUGGCUGAUAUGCUAAUGGGAUUCUACCUUGUUAUCAUCAGCAUCCAGGACUUCAGAUACAGAAACCGAUAUCAUGAAGUUGCACAGGAUUGGGCAUCUUCCUGGAACUGUACUCUUGCUGGACUACUGGCCAUGACGUCGUCGGAAGUCUCAAUGUUGAUUCUGGCUUUUAUGUCUGUGGAGAGAUUUCUCUUGAUAGCAGAUCCCUUCGGAGGACAUCGUCGACUGGAUUCCAGGAAUGUCCUGACGUCGAUGAUUGCCAUUUGGACUGUUGGAGGAACUAUUGCCAUUAUCCCAGUCAUACACUGGAGAUCCAGCACCAGAUUCUACGGAACUUAUUCAGGAACGUGCUUCCCUCUUCAUGUUCAGGAGCGCUUCCCCCUUGGAUGGCAAUAUUCGGCAUUUGUCUUCCUCGGCGUCAAUUUGUCCCUCCUAAUGCUAAUCGCCAGCCUCUACACGGCGCUCCUUGUAUCCAUCUGGAGGACUCGAAGAGCAACUCCUUUAGCUGUGCUAGAUUGUGAAUUUGCCAUCAGGUUUUUCUUCAUCGUCCUCACAGAUGCCACCUGCUGGGCCCCAAUCAUCGCCCUCAAGAUACUCGCAUUUCUCAGCUAUGAAAUCUCAGCCGAUAUCUAUGCCUGGAUUGUCAUCUUCAUCCUACCACUGAAUUCUGCGGUGAAUCCUCUGUUGUACACCUUUACAACUCCGCGGUAUCGGGAUAAGAUUGGUAUCAAGAGCUGGCCGAUUAUCUUCAAGUGUCGCCGGCAUGAGCGGGAAGCAGGUGUUGUAGGCGAGGGAACAGCCAAUGGAUUGACCAACUCCAAUCCAGAUGAGUCUCAGGGAAAGAUUCUCCCGCUGCUCUACACGCCAAAUACUGCAACACACAAUUGGAAAAUCUAACAGAAAACCCAGAAAACUCUGCCAAAUCUCCAAACUACUAAUCUAAGUGUUUUUUAUCAGUGUUCUUCUCUGAAUGUUUCAUAUUUAACAAUUUCUCAUUCAUAAGUUAAAGAAAAAAAAUAAGAACAUUUUACACCGUCGUAAAUUAUACCAACAAUUACAAUGAAUGUGAUAAUUUUUGGAUGUUAUUUAUGCCAAAUCUCUCUUGGACAAUAAAAGGAUUCUUCGAGAAAA